Molecule: messenger RNA, 6846 nt
Organism: Seminavis robusta
Lineage: Eukaryota; Bacillariophyta; Bacillariophyceae; Naviculales; Naviculaceae
Source: the annotation of a GenBank genome assembly
AUGAUGACGGGAACAGCACCCAAUUCAGCGGGGAGUGAUUCGACGGAACCCUGGGAUGAACGAGGCGACAAAAAAAGUGCUCUUGGGACAUCCAACAACAAAACCAACACCAAUAAACCUACCGGGACAACGGCAGGCCUGUUGGUCAACACAACGGGAGGAGACAUGAGACGAGACCGAUUCGUCUAUGACGAACCUGAGCUAGAAGAUGGUGAUCUUCCUAGACUCAACAUUUCCACGAGUGCUGUGGCUGCGGCCAACGCUAACCGAGAGCGAAAGAAACUAAUUCCGCCAACAACAAACGCCACUACCAGUACUACGGAAAGCAAUUUGCGGAAAACCAACUCGGAUGGCAGUGAAUUGAGGAGACAACGGGAGUUCUGGAAACAGCUCGAUUCCCCCUCGUCCUUGUCCAACGAUGAAGAGGCGCGAAAAGCCAGAAACCAAAGGAAUGAGACCAAAGACAAUAAACGAACUGCCAAAAAACAAGCCAAAACCGAUAAGCGGGAUGGUGACUACAUGGAACGACUCAGAAGAACCAAUUCAGAUGAUAGCGAUGACACCAGGGAAACCAAAGAGUUCAUUGUAGGGGAAGCGGAUAACAAUUUCUGUGAACAUACGCUUAGUGCUAUGGAAGCCAUUUGCGGAGACAAUGCCUUGCAAGCAUUCUGUGGAGGAGUACCCAACACACCCGCUACGACUGGACCUCCAGGAGCCAAUUCCAAACUCACAGACGGUAGUCCAGCUCGGCCCAAAAGAGCAAAGAAUCUGAACAUCCUCAAUGCAAAGGGGGACGGGGAUGCAGUCGACGAACACACUGCCAUUGAAGUGGAAUACGUAGAACCUGAAGAUACAAAUGGGAUCCCUCAAGAUCGACCGGAAAACUGGAGUCCCUCCAGAAAGAACGCAUACUUGGCCGCCAUGGCGAGAAAGGCAAAGGAGGACUUUGAAAAGAAUCAGGCCAUGGAGGUGGCUGCGCAGCAGGCACCCAAACCACAAAAAAGAAGUUCCAAUCCUGCUGCAACAGAAACAGCCGACAAUAUCUACAAUAGUUUCAAUGCUGCAGAAAAACGAAAGUUCCUUAGGCUCAUCAACAGCGGCAUGACACCAAAAGAAAGUGCCGACCGGGUGGGCACAGAACGGGACAAGGCUAAGGAAUCAAAACCAAAACCAAAGAAAGGAAAGAUGUUCAAGUUCUGGAAGAAGGGUUCAUCCAAGGCCAAAGCAAACGACUCCACUGACGAAGAGCAAAACAUUUCCAUGCAAGAACACUCUCCAGUGGAGCCAUUUCCGCAAGAGGAAAAGAAGGAAGACGAUGGCCAUUUCGCUUCCGAUGAACGUGGACUUCUCGAGAAAGAAGAAGCAAUGCCAUCACCAGCAACAGCAACAGCAACAUCCAUACCUAUUGAGUAUUCAAGCUCUUCCGAGAGUGGUCCAGCCAUGCAGAGCCACGAGUCUCGAACUGAAUCUGACGAAGAUGAUGAUCGCAGGGAAAGUGAAUCAGAGUCAACGACGGGCGAGUCGAAACCUUCGUCCAAUGAUAAAAGCCAGGAUCGCAGCCUCAAUGUCAGCGAUGCGACAGGGAUCCAGACUGCUUUUUCAGAGGAUGCCCUGGAUGACAGUGCUGUGUCUCCUGUCAAGGACUCGGACUCUCUUCUGGGUAUCACAACCCCACCGCCAGAACCCAUCCCUUCUCCUCGCGUUGGUGGCGGCGAUUCCAAGGAAGACUCCAGAGAUGUCGCAACAACAUCUGAGCCUAGUGAUGAUGACAAGGAGUCUUCAACGUCUGAUGCUAGGUUUGCUGUGAGCGGCAUCAACUAUUACGAUGCUGUACGGCGUGAUGUUUUCGAAGCUGAACCUGAGGACGAACUGGAAUCCUCUGCUAGGAAUGCGUCUUCCUUGUCGAGAAACCGCAGUAGUAGUCAACGUAGCUCGAGACUACCCGUAGUUGGUCCAAUUCUACCAAAGCUCCAAGGAUUUGCGAAACUCCCCAAAGGUGGAAGCAAAUCGUUGGACGAAGACAACAGCAGCAGAUCCAGACGCGAUGCAAAGUUUUCUGAACCGGUAACAAGGGCAUCCUCACCCAAGGCUUCAACCGUCACGCCUGACACAACAACCAAGACAGUGCCAGAAGCUACUCCCAAAGAUAUGAAUCCCAGCCCAAAGCCACUUGAGUUGCUCUCUACCCGUGUUGAGAGAAUGGAUGCAAAUUCUACCAUGGAAUCGAUCGGAAACGAAGGACCAGUUGCAGAGACAAAGUCCGAAGAGGAGGCUCUUGGAAACUUGGAGGAUGUACUGCUUCGUCCUUUUGGUGGCAACACUCUAUCAUCAGGCCAGAAAGUCGGCAAGAAGGAUGCCAUGGAUAUCUCGCAGAUGGAUCCCUCACCCCGUUUAGUCACGCCACCAGUGAAAUCCAAGAAGGAACGCCCCAACGAAGCAUUUUUUGAUCCGCCUUCUACCAAUCGUAGCCAAACCGCCAGAACGCCAAAGUCUGCUUCGGCGGCGAUUGACACGGGUUUUGACAUUCAUGAAUACCUGAGUGCAACCGAGGGAUAUUCGCAUGCUGGAGGAGACGCCAACGAAUCAAUGUCGGUGGUCAGCGGCAAGAGCUAUUCCACCAAUGACACUGGUGUUCGAGGCGCUGGAUCCGUUUAUACGCAGUCAUCCACCCUAACGACUUCAUCGAGGAAACGGAGGCCCGGAGCAGCAAAGUCUCGCCUUGCAAAGGCCAAGGAAGCUGAGAAGCAUUCAGCGAAGAAGCAGGGGUGGCACGAGUCUAUCCGAGCUGCCGCAGAGUCCACCAAGCGUGUCUGGAAGCCAAAACUGGGAUGGGUGGACUACAAAGAACCAGCAACAGAUCAAUCUAUCGCAAUGGAAUCCAUGGACAGGAGUAUUGCCGAUUCGACACCCCAAACACCUUUGCUGAGUACUAGUACCUCUUCUGUCCAACGGAACACGGAUACGAUGCAUCUGAAGCUGCCGAUUUCGAAAAAGAAGAAGCCUCCCCUGUCGGAGGAACUGCCUUUUGCGAAUUCAAGCGCAGCGAGCAUGAAUGAGUCCGUUGCCGAAUCGCUUUUUAGUGCGGAAGAAGCCCCGUCUGUUAGGACGAUGAAUCUUUCACCCCCAAAUGUCCCCGUUGUGAAGAAGGCUGAGGAAGCAAUCAUCGACAGCAGAACUGCGUCGCAGUCGAAUGUGAACAGGGCUGUGCUGUUGGAAGAACCACCCAUACGCAGGAACCCUCUUCUUUUCGAGGACAUGGCUCUGUCGAAUACCCCUGAAGGUUACCCAGUGCCACCCCAACACAAAGGCCCGACGGAUUCUAAACGCUCGAAUAUUGCAGCCGUAGCAAGGCCUACCCUGUUGGAUGAUUUGCCAGCCGAUGAAUUCGACGCAAGUCGAGCGGAAUUUGCCAUCCACGGAAACAAGGCAACAUCAGCGCAGCAUAAUCAGGAAGGCGUGGCUUCCAUCGCAACAGAGGCACUACCCGAAAUUCGAGCUGUGACUGUGACUGGUAAUGAACACGAGAGCUCUGUUCCGAUUAAUUCAGCCGAGAAGCAAACGCAGCUUGAUAGCAGCUACCUCGACACGACUGGAGACAGUUCAAUUCCGCCGCCGCCGCCGGCGGUGCCAGCUUCAAUCGACGACAUUUCCAUCGAGCAGUCGGUUGCGUAUUCAGUGGAACAGUUUGUUCAGUCAGUAGGCACGGCGUCCCCCGCGAGAUCGAGCAGGAGAAAGCCACAGGCUGUUCGGUCACCUAACCGUGCACUAAGGGCCAAUCCUGCCACUUCAAAACAGUCAGGGUGGGUUGAUUCCAUGCGUGCAGCUACUGCAAACAUUGCAAAGGAUAGACAAGUCUGGGAUCCAGUAUCUGGUUGGACUGAAGUAAGUGUCAAUCCCCAGGACGGACCAGUUGAGGACGACCUUUCGACGCAAUCGUACCGUCAGAAAGAAAAGCGGGCGGAGCCCCACUCUCUGAGGAACGGUGGAAGGAUUCAAGCGAACAAUAUGGAGGGUACACUUGACGACAGCAAUAUCACGAAACCCAGCAUUGCCGCGGAGAGGGUAAAGCAGCCUCUUGGUGAAACGUCUUUGCCAGCACACGACUCCGCUUUGCAGGGAAGUCGCGUCGAUCACUACCAAAUGGAUGUGGCUGAUGAUGGCGGCGGUGGUGAUACCCUAAAACUACCCCCAUCAAGAUUUGGAAGCAAAGCGAAGGCUGGCAAACAUGACAAAGUUCCAUUGCUUGAUCCAGCUAAAGGCUUUCCUUCGGAGAGUGUGAAAAUGACGCCUACGGUUAACGUCGUAAAAGAAAAGGUCGACGAAGAGGAUCGAAAUUGGUUUCCAGAAUCACGAAGGAGUUCUGCAAAGGCCGCCCCGACUAAGCAAGAAACAGCUAAGCCCGUGAACAUAUCGAUGGACACUUUGGAAGGAACAAUCUCGACAAAUUCUCCGAAGGACGAGCGAAAACGAGGACCAGUUGAUGUCGACACGGUCGAUGAAGUUUACGACGAAGAUGGCCUCAAGGACCAGGGACUCAUUUGGAAUGGAGUGGUUUUUGAGUCGGACAACCAAGAUAGCCAUGUUCAGGCUCCGGCCAUUUCACCUACUUUGCACGAGGCUCCACAAAACCAAGCAGGUGACUCGCCAAAGUCAGGAUCGACGGUUGCUUCGUUGAGCCAGUUCUCGAAGAUUGUUCCAAAGCUGACAUCAAACAGGAGAGACACGACUCCAAUGAACCGGGGAGGUUCAACUGACUUGUCCGUGGAUUCCUGGUCGUCGCCGACGAGGUCGAGAACAGGCGACACACCUUCCAACAAGUGGAGUGACCAAGCUUCAUCACCAGAGCCAUCAACGUCACCUGGAAGGUUGGGUGCUGAAAUGAUGAAUGAUGGCCUUCGUGACUCCCACGAGCCACCGGAGGCACGUUUCCUCCAUGAUCAAAGAGCGAGAGACAGGGGUGCUAGCUCAAACUAUCAAGAUCGAAACCUGGGAGACAGGAAUGGUGGCUCAAACUACACGGAAAAUGACCACCACGUGAAUCAAAGCACUGUCGCAGGAGAUGGUGGCCUUGCUUCUGAAAUGCUCCAUAAUGGAGAUCCCACAAGUUUCGAGGAAAGAGGCGGUUCGAAACAUCCGACAGGAAAUCCGAGACGGUAUGAAAACAGGGGCGAGCAAUCGAGGCGAUCUCCUAUACCCGCAGGCAAUCUUAGAGCGUUCGAAGAGAGCGGGGAGACUGCAACACACUCACCACUCCCUGCGGGAAACCCAAGAGCGUUUCCGGAGAGCAGAGCAGAGACGGCGAGACAAUCUCCCAUCCCCACGGGCAAUCUCAGAGCUUUCGACCAACCGCCUCCCCCACCGCCGCCUCCCCCUCCUGCAAAUCGCAGAGAAUUCGAGGGAACGGGAAUAGAACGCAGGACGCACCCUUGGUCUUCUUCAAACCGCCCGAGUAGGACCGGCAACUUAAAUGCAGGAGAUGAAUCGAACACUGGCGGCCGACCCACUCCGUAUUCGCAAAGGAGACAAAUGGAUUUUGAUGUUCACCCGGUGGAUGUUGAACCCACUGAAGGAGACUCCGAGUCCCAAAAUGUGAGGCAUAAAGCUCAACAGUGGGAGAGUAGAUCUCCCACCAACAUACCGCAUGGCGACCGCCGUGAAAAUCCUGACGAGAAAGAGCAGAACAGGCUGAACGCAGCAACAGCUGAAUGGAAGUCUUUCCUAGGAAAGAAAGUGCAAGCAGAAAGCGCAGCUGCCGAGCAACAUGGGCUACAACUCCACCAUCUUGACCAUCAAGUGGACCCAAAGAUGCGCCGCCCCUUGGAACAAAACGAUUCCAUCUUUGAAUUCAGUUUGGAUGAGACGUCUGUUGAAAGUGACAACCGCUCGCAGCCACAGCGCAGAGAUUACCAAGGAAACAAUCCAAUGGAGAGCUCCAGGGAUGUAAAGAAUAUUUCUCAAGAGGUGAUGAGUGACUAUUCGGACGGAAAUGAAAUCAACAAAUCAUUUCUUACGCGGCUUGCCGGUUGCGCGGCUCCUAUGAUGCCAAAACGGGGCCAAGGUCCCGCUGCCGAGGCCAUGGCUCAUUUGUCUUUCCUCCGAACAAACCCGAAGGUUGACAAAAGUGCGAGAUUUAUGCCUCCGUAUCUUUGCGGAAGACCAGACGUGAUCAUUGAGGAAAGAGAGAGCGAAGGAGACGGGGACGAGCAAGAAGGAGGUGCAAUACAAGAUGGAAAUGGUCUUUCAAGGGAGGACCUGACAACACACAAUUCGCAGCAGGGCAGCAGAGGUGUCGAAUCAAAGGGUGGUGCUACUCCCAGUGUCAUCUCGGAUGAUUUUGGAGCCAAAACUGCCUAUUUAGAGGCACUUGCGAUGAAGACGGCUGUCUCGAAGCCGCGGAAGAGUGACAAAAGACGCAAAGGAUCUUCUGCAGCGUCUGAUGUCUCUACCACCUCUACACAGACGAGCCACAGAGAGAAAUGGAGGGACUUCCUGGACAAGAGAGGGGUCAGUCCUGGUAAACAGAGGCCUAGCGGUGGCAGCGAAACAUCCACUGUCACUGCGGCGGAAAAGUUUGCUGCGAAUCAGGUGAACGAAAUGAUGGCACUGAUGGCGUCGCGUUCGAAGACUGGGAAUCGCAGCAGUUGGCGAAAUCCUGAAGGAGCCGCCAAUGACAAGCGAUCUCAGGUUAUCGAUAAGAUGAUUCGAGAUCACGAUGAAGCAGCUGGCAGCAGACAGCAGAAGAGCGAUUCCGUUGUUGCGGCGGAACAACUGGCGUCGGCCCGAGUCAAUGCCAUGCUGACCGCUUUGGCACAGGAUAGCCCCCCAGCGGAUCAAGGCGAAAUAUGA